UUUACCAAUAAAGAUAUUUUAAAAAGAUAGUGAUUGUUAGUGUUAAAGAAUAAUAGAACUUUGUUUUAGUAAUACUUAUACCUACCUAACAGACAAUUCUGGUCAACUUAUUAUAUCUAAACAUAUCAAUCAAUAAAUUAUUGGUAAUAUAUUAUACCUUCUAACUGCAUUUUAUUUAAAAAAAAUAGAAAUAGAAUAAACAUGGUUUACAAACCUGUUCAAACAACCGAAGAAGAAUUCAUUUGCACUAACGGCGGUGUUAAAUUAAAUGAUAUUAAUGAUGAAUUAAUUACAACAUUUGAUGGUAAAAGUGCAAUAAUUGUAAAAUCUGUGAAUAAUGAUAACGAGUGUAAAGUAACUAUCGAACAAAAAAAUAUUGAAAAUUUAACAUUGCAGUAUGUAGCAUCGUUUACAGCAACUUUGGCACUGUUUAUCACCGGAAUGAAUUGGGGAUGGCCUGGUCCAACAUUUAUGAAAAUGACAUCACCAACAUUUCCAUUACAUGUAACCGAAUUCGAACUCACAUGGAUGGCAUCAAUUAUCUCUUUAGCAUCGAUUACUGGACCAUUUUUAGGUGCAACACUUGUUGAUAUAAUUGGACGUAAAAAAGUAUUACUUUUACUAGCAUUUCCAUUUCUAUUCGAAUGGAUAUUAUUAUAUUAUUCCGAUGAAACAUUAAUCGUUGUAUAUAUUGCACGAAUAAUGGCUGGUUUAAGUAUUGGCGUUGCAUUAAGUGUGGUUCCCGUUUAUUUGGGUGAGAUCUCAUCACCAAAUAUCCGUGGUAAAUUAAGUAAUUUAAUUAGUAUACAAAUUCAUUUGGGUGUGCUAUUUAGUUACGUAAUCGGUCCAUAUGUUUCGUUAAAACUUAGUAGUAUUAUUUCAGCAAUAUUUCCAGUUAUCUAUUUUAUAAUUUUUGUUUUUAUGCCAGAAACACCGUAUUUUUUUAUCAUGAAAGGUGAUCGUAUUAAUGCAAUUCGUUCAUUACAAAAACUUCGUGGAGAAUUAUAUAAUUGCGAAAUGGAAAUUAAUCGUAUAACCGAAAAUAUUCUUGCGUAUGAGAAUAGUAAAAUCAAAUUACGUGAUUUAUAUCGCAUUCCGUUAUAUCGUAAAGUUAUGUCGAUAAUAUUACUCUUGUUUACAGCGCAGCAUUUAGCUGGUAGUUCAUUUAUUUUAGCCUUUUGUCCCACUGUGUUAGCAAAUAUAAAUGCACCGAUUUCCACUUCCGUAAGUACCGUUCUAUUUGCAUUUGUUUAUCUUUUAUCAACGAUUAUUGUUGGAUUUUUAGUGGAUCGUUUUGGUAGGAAAAUCUUGUUAUUAGUUUCUUGUUUCGGUACAGCCGUGCCCUUAUUUGCGAUAGGAGUGUAUUUUUUGUUACGUGAUGUAUAUGAAAUGGACUUAACAAGUUAUACGCUAAUACCGACAAUUGGUUUAAUUAUUUUUCCACUAGCCCAUGGUAUUGGGCUAGGUUCCGUACCAUUUAUAAUGCAAGGUGAAUUAUUUCCAUCGAAUAUAAAAACUACAGCAUCAUUAAUUGCAACAUUAAUUGGUUCAAUUUAUGCUUUUUCUGUGCUCACUUUAUAUCAUCCGGUUAGAGAUUUAUUUGGUUUGCAUACGGUUUUCUUUAUAUUUUGUGGAAGUUGUUUAAUUGGUAGUUUAUUUAUUAUACGUUAUGUACCGGAAACUAAAAAUAAAACUUUAGAACAAAUUCAAGAUGAACUUCGACAAAAAGAAACUUAA
Molecule: messenger RNA, 1737 nt
Organism: Chrysoperla carnea
Lineage: Eukaryota; Metazoa; Arthropoda; Insecta; Neuroptera; Chrysopidae
Product: facilitated trehalose transporter Tret1-like
Exons: 2
Coding region: 202-1737 (511 amino acids)
Biological process (GO): transmembrane transport
Cellular component (GO): membrane
Molecular function (GO): transmembrane transporter activity
Source: RefSeq, a predicted model, not a curated record